Molecule: messenger RNA, 1372 nt
Organism: Frieseomelitta varia
Lineage: Eukaryota; Metazoa; Arthropoda; Insecta; Hymenoptera; Apidae
Gene: Mdh2
Product: malate dehydrogenase, mitochondrial
Exons: 5
Coding region: 123-1145 (340 amino acids)
Biological process (GO): malate metabolic process; tricarboxylic acid cycle
Cellular component (GO): mitochondrion; cytoplasm
Molecular function (GO): L-malate dehydrogenase (NAD+) activity
Source: RefSeq, a predicted model, not a curated record
GUUACGACACUGGUGAGAGAAACAAGUAUUAUUAAGGUCAUUGGGGUGUCUUUGAAAGGUUAUCGAAAGUUAGUGUGAAAGUUGGAAUCAGUCACAUUCGUGAUCACAGAAUCCUAAGGAACAUGCUGCCACAAUAUCUGAAGCCUGUGUUAAGUGUUGCUCAACAAGGAGCAAAACGAUUAUCCACCAGCGCAAGAUGCAACCACAAGGUCGCUGUUUUGGGAGCAAGCGGAGGCAUAGGACAACCAUUAUCGUUACUUCUGAAAGAUUCGCCUCUUAUAACCGAGUUAUCAUUGUACGAUAUUGUGAACACACCAGGUGUCGCUGCUGAUAUAUCGCACAUAAAUACAGCAGCAAAAGUAAAAGGAUACACUGGUCCAGAUGAACUGAAAGACUCUGUCAAAGGAGCACAGUUAGUAAUCAUUCCUGCUGGUGUUCCUCGUAAACCAGGAAUGACCAGAGAUGAUCUUUUUGAUACAAAUGCCUCCAUAGUGAGAGAUCUCACCAAGGCUAUAGCUGAAGUAGCCCCGAAAGCUAUCAUUGCCAUUAUUUCUAAUCCAGUGAACAGCACUGUGCCUAUCGCCAGUGAAGUAUUGAAAAAAGCUGGCGUUUAUGAUCCCAAGAGAGUAUUUGGUGUAACAACUCUCGAUGUUGUCAGAGCAAACACCUUUAUAGCAGAAGCCAAAGGCCUUGAUCCACAAAAAGUCAAUGUACCAGUUAUUGGUGGACACAGUGGCGUGACAAUUAUUCCAUUAAUUUCACAAAGCAAACCUGCUGUUUCUUUCCCAGAAGACAAAUUAAAGGCUCUGACCACUAGAAUCCAGGAAGCUGGUACAGAGGUCGUUAAAGCCAAAGCUGGCACGGGUUCUGCAACGCUUUCAAUGGCCUAUGCUGGCGCUCGAUUUGGCAUAUCUGUACUUAGAGCGCUUAACGGAGAACAGGGUAUCAUAGAAUGUACUUUCGUCAAAUCAGACGUUUGCGAGACAAAGUACUUUGCAACACCGUGUGUCCUUGGUAAAAACGGACUCGAGAAGAACCUUGGUAUCAGCAAACUUAGCGAAUAUGAAAAGAAACUGUUGGAUGCGGCAAUUCCAGAACUGAAGAAGAACAUUCAAAAGGGUGAAGAUUUUGCAAACAGGAAGUGAACGUUGUCAAUAUUACACAAAUAAAGUAAAAUAAAUUUGACAUUGUCAAAUAAAAUUCGAUUGUCUCCAGUAAUUGAUGAAUGAAACUAUAUAAUUAACUGAUCGCGUUGUACGCGAAAAAGGAACAUUUAAAUGAAGAAAAAGGUGGAUCCUUUACCAAUCAGUAGAUGUAUGUAUUGUAGACAAUAAAAUUCAUUUACAACUGAUAUAAUAAAGUAACAGUAAAU